UACAUGGAUUCAGUUCACUAGCAGUUCAUCCUAGUAAUUUAAUCCAGCAUAGAUGAUGCAUAAUGAUAAUGCAUGAGCAUGCAUGGCUAAUUAGGACAGCAGGAAAGCUGCUCCACUCUUGAAUAACUAAUUAUAAAUAUGUGAAAGGGAUAGUUCACCCAAAAAUGAAAAUUUGGUCAUCAUUUGUCACCAAUAUGAUAUUUUAAAGAAUAGGGUAACCAAAAGAUUGCUGGUAGCCAUUUUCUUCCAUGUAGGAACAAAAUAUAAAAAUAAACGUCAAUGGCUACCAGCAACUGUUUAGUUAACAGUAUUCUUCAAAAUAUCUGUGUUCAACAGAAGAACGAAACUCAGGUUUGGGAGUUUCAUUUUUGGGUGAAAUAUCCCUUCAAACUUCAACAACAAAACAUUUUCAAUUCAAUUCAAGUUUAUUUCUAUAUCGCUUUGCAUGACGCAAAUUGUUGCAAAGCAGGUUUACCGAAAAUUAAAGUUUCUACAUUGUAUUUAGUAGUAGGUUAUCAGUCGGGACUAUCUCAAGUUGACAUUUAUAUUUCUAAAGUCAUGAAAAUGUUGCACAUUCAUUGAUCUCUUUGGCUGCAAAUGUAUGAAGCUGCUGUUAUUCAGUACAUUCACUAGGGGGCAGAUGUCAGAGGUCUUAAGGGCAGAUUUGAGGCUGCAGCAGCGAGAUCGGCCUGAGCGAGGGGUAAUGCUAAAUUACAGUAUUAACACAUAUAAACAUAAAUAUAAACUUAGUUCUCUGAAGCAGCUCUACACACGGUCACACUGGUGCUCAUGCUUACAUUAGCAAGAACAAUCUCAUGCUGUUAGAUUAUCAUAGGCACAUUUAAAUAAAGUCAGUACAUUGACAGUAUCUAGAUAUUAUUCAAAGAUGUUCUUCCAGCUAAAACGCAGUGGCACUGAGGAAAAUAAGCUCAGUUGCAAACUUAAGGUCAUUUCUAGCUUGCAAAUUCCAGCAUUUUCUUACUCCAUAAUAUGAUUCUGACAAAUACAAAUAUUUUUAAAUAUAAUCAAUGGUUUUGAAACAUUAGACUAAUUUUCUUCCAUUAGAGUGGCAUAUCAACUGUCAAAGUUAAUCCAGCUUCAAGUAAAGAUGUUCAGAACUAAUUUCUUGGUUGCAUUCAGUGAUUUUCACUUCUAAGAAAGCUUUUUAACCUUGAUUAAAUCUGACUUGGUUCAGCUUGGAAUCAUAAAUAACACCACUGCAUUCUCUAUAACCACUUUAUAGAAUUAAAUUUGUUUCAUAAUUGAUUAACUUUGCAGCAUCAACACUGUCAUUGAACUGAAUUGAAUGAAAAUUUAACUUUUUAAAUUGAAUUGAUAACACAAUCAUUUUUUGUAGAGCUGCUUUAUGUAGAAGUUGAAUUUGAUUCAUAAUUGCAAUAAUUUUGCAAUACCAACAAGGUUACUGAAGCUUUGAACUAAAUUGAGCUUUAAAAUGACACUAUUGAAUUCACUUUGUAAUUAAUUAACUUUGCAAAAUGACAUUGUUGCUGAUCUAAAUUCAGCUAAAUAAUGACAAUUCAUUUCUGCAGAGCUGCUUUGUAGCUGAAAUUGAAUGUUUUACAAUUGAUGAACUUUGCAACAUAUUGAACUGAACUGAAUCAAUACAGGACUAAAUUGAGCUGAGUAAUGACACUAGUGCUUUCUGUAGAGCUGCUUUAUUGAAUUGAAUUUGUUUUGUAAUUAAUGACUGACAUAAAUUAAAUUGAGCUGAAUAAUGUCAAUUUAUUUUCUGCUUUACAGCUGAAAUUGAAUUUGUUUUGUAAUUAAUGACUGACAUAAAUUAAAUUGAGCUGAAUAAUGUCAAUUUAUUUUCUGCUUUACAGCUAAAAUUGAAUUUGUUUUUCGUAUUGAACUUUGCCACAUCGACAGUUAUUGAAACAAACUGAAUGAAAUUAAAUUGGGCUUAUUAAUGACACUAUUGUUCUCUGUAGUUCUGGCUGAAUUGAAUUUGUUUCAUAAUUAAUUAACUUUGCAACACUGACACUGUUAAUGAACUGAAUUGAAUCAAUAUAGAAGCUAAAUUUAUGAAACUGAAGUAAUUUCGUAAUUAUUGGAUUAAAUGAAUCAGCUUUGAACUAAACUGGGUGAAUAAUGACUACUGUUUUCUGUAGAGCUGCUUUAUAGAAUUGAAUUAAUUUUAUAAUUGAUGACCUUUGCAAAAUUGACAGUUAUUGAACUGAACUGAAACAAUACAGAACUAAAUUGAGCUAAAUAAUUACACUUGUCUUCUGUAUGAUAACCGCUAGGCCGAGGUGGAGAUUUAUGGUGUGAUAGUUGCAAUGUCUUUUGCAUGAUCUGGCAUGUCAUGCCUUUUUAUCUUUCUCAAAAAGCAGCUCGUUUUCAUAACGCCUUCAGACCUGUUGAAGAGCCACUCCACGCUUGGUAUUGUCAAGAUGGAAAAGCCUAAGUUCUCUCUUUCCGCCCUGACAAGCACUCGCGGCGCCUUGCACAUAGCGCAGGUCGUGAUGUGUGUGGUGACGUUUGCGGUGAGCUACGUCUGGGGUCACCCGUUUCACACCUACUGGAUCUACUGCAUGGUGGUGUGGGGUUUGUGUCCCAUCAUCUCGCUGAUCAUCACCGUAGUGGAGAUGUUCCUCAUCCACAAGCUGAUCCUGGUGUUCUGCAUGGACUGGGACGACUUCACGACCGGCAUGGCCAUGAUGGCAUCGCUCUGCACGUUCUCCUGCACGGUGAUGUUCGCCAACUUCUACAUCUGCCGGAAGUGCAUUUGGGGCUGGAUGGUCACGAUUCUCUCGGUGGUGUGUUGCGCGCUUUACUGCGUGGAGACGUUCAGGGACAAAUGCGAUGCGACACGCUCUGCGACGUACGUGGCUGCGCUUCCAGGCUUCAUUAAGAUUCUUGAAGCCUUCGUUGCCUGCAUCAUCCUCAUUUCCCUGAUCGGUUACGUGGGUAAACCGGCUCUGCUGUGGUGCAUCGUGGCCUAUGCGGUUCCUUUGCCUCUAACCCUGCUGACCAUCAUCACCAACAUCUUGACCAAAAUAAAGAAAUGUCUGCCCUUCAGCAUUGAUCGUUUCACAAUGAUUUUCCUGGUCAUAUCGGUUCUGCUUUACAUCUCUGCUGCCAUUCUCUGGCCCACCUACAGCUUCAGAGGAAACCCGCGGCCCAAAGACUGCCCGGGAAACAACUGUAUAUGGAGCAUCCAGUUUGUUGUGACCAUCAUGACCUACAUUAAUCUCGGCCUGUACAUUGCUGACCUAGUCUUGACCUGCUUGGGUAUCUGUGGAUUCAAACGCUCUCAAUAAUACUUAUACUUAACCCUCUAUGGCACAGAGUUGCCAUAUGACAACAAUUAAUUUCUACUUAUUUCCUUGUUAUUCUGAAAAACCUCAUUUCUGAACAUCUCUUCUUAAGGGGGAUUUUUUUGCAUCAUCUUUGGUUAGUAAAUUACAUAUUUUGAUUCACAAAUAAAGAUAGUCUAACAUAGUUUUACUGUAAAUUGAGAAAAUAUCAAUGUUACCAUAUGGCAUCGCUGUACCACAGUGCAACUGAAGUAAUGUAUUUCUCCAUUGGGAUUUUUUAUAUUUAUAUUACCGUAUUGUCCCGAAUAUAAGACGACCCUGAUUAUAAGACGACCCCCCUUUUUCCAGAUGUACCUGUUGGAAAAAGGCUUUUUGAAAACCAAAUCUUGUUUUUUUUUUCUCUCUCUCUGUAAAACACAUUUAUUCUUAAAUUAUUUUCAUUUUGCAUAUUUUUCCAAUUCUAAUUUUUGUUUUGAAAGUAUGGUAAAUACUGGUAAAAUGUACCAACAAUGACAUGAAUUUUGAUAUACCAUUGAAAUAACAGGUAGCCCAUCUGAAUUAUAUAACAAUUAGGCUAUCCAACUCAUAGUAGCCUACCAAAAUGUUAUUAUCAGUAGAAGUGAAAUCUUAUCGU
Onychostoma macrolepis is the source of this 3915-nucleotide messenger RNA. Its product is annotated as myeloid-associated differentiation marker-like protein 2. Bases 2322 to 3284 code for a protein of 320 amino acids. The record is from RefSeq and is a predicted model, not a curated record. Lineage: Eukaryota; Metazoa; Chordata; Actinopteri; Cypriniformes; Cyprinidae. Gene Ontology annotation, cellular component: membrane. The transcript has a single exon.